This is a messenger RNA of Hevea brasiliensis (rubber tree), 4068 nucleotides long. Its product is annotated as mitogen-activated protein kinase kinase kinase YODA. Gene Ontology annotation, biological process: protein phosphorylation. Gene Ontology annotation, molecular function: protein kinase activity; ATP binding. The coding region runs from base 576 to 3263 and encodes 895 amino acids. The record is from RefSeq and is a predicted model, not a curated record. The transcript has 13 exons. NCBI's taxonomy places the organism in Eukaryota, Viridiplantae, Streptophyta, Magnoliopsida, Malpighiales, Euphorbiaceae.
CUCUCUCUCUCUCUCUCUCUCUCUCUCUCUCUUAAAGCCUCUGUCUCUUUCUCUCUACAUUUCUUUCAUCCUUUCUUUUCUCUGCGACUUUUGAGCUUCUUCUUCUAGUCUGCGGGGAACUCAUAAUGCUGUUUUGAACUAUGCAUUCACUGCAAACCUGUUGGAGAGGACUUCAUUAAUAGGUUUGGAAUCAAUUGAUCACAGUUGAUGUCAAGGCAGAUUCUACUCUUAGAAAUCAUUGUAAACGUUGAUGCAUGAAGCUUAAAGUUGUUAUGCUAGCUGUAAAUGGUCUCUGAUUAGAGCUGCUAACUCUGCCUGCUAGAAGUCUCAAGGAUUUAAAUAUGGUCAGCAACAUAGGUUCAUUACUAAUCCUGUCGAGAUAGUUCUAUACUCAAGUUAAAAUCCCCAAAUAUAGUCAUGAGCACUCAUUUGAGCUUUUUUUUUUUAUGGGGAUUUCACAGACAAAGCUAUCAUAGCUAAUUUGAGUUGCAUAUAGAGUACAACUGAGAGCAUCUUUAUAAAUAGGGGAGUGCAUUUUAAGUUAGAAUUUGUGGUUAUUAUUUUGUCACAUAAAUAUGCGCUCGUGGUGGGGAAAGACUUCAUCUAAAGAAGACAAGAAGAAACCAAAGAAAAGUAUCAUUGAUGCAAUACAUAGAAAAUUGAAGAUUUCUUCAGAGGAGAGAAGCAACGGUGGAUCAAGAGGAUCUUGGGGACAUUGUGGUGAUUCUGUUUCAGAAAGAGGAUCUAGAUCGCAAGUGCCAUCAAGAUCACCAUCACCUUCCACACAAGUAGCACGCUGCCAAAGUUUUGCAGAAAGGCCUCAUGCUCAACCACUUCCACUUCCUGGAGUGCGCCAUGCUGGUAUUGGGCGUAGUAAUUCUGGAAUUAGUGCGUUAAUAAGACCAGGAUUGGACAGAGGCUCCAAGCCUUUGGAUUUGCCCCUUCCAAGACCUGGAUGUGUCUCUGAUAGAUUAGAACAUGCUUACACCGAAGGGGAUAUUGCUACUGCUUCUGUUUCUAGUGUUAGCUCCACUGAUAGUGACUGCCCAUUUGAUUCACGUGUCCUAAGCCCCCUCACAUCUGACUAUGAAUAUGGAAACAGAACUGCUACAAACAGCCCAUCAAGCUUGAAGCAGAAAGAUCAAUCCCCUAUUGUCUGUAAAAAAAGCUCCAAAGAGGUGUUGAAGCCUGUUGAUUUUUCACUCAGUAAUCAUAUUCCUUCUACAUCUCCAAGACGGGCUCCUUUAAGCACUCAUGUACAGAAUUUACAGAUUCCUAAUCGAGGUGCAUUCUGCAGUGCUCCAGACAGCUCAAUGUCAAGUCCUUCUAGAAGCCCGAUCAGAGCAUUUGGUCCUGAGCAAGUUAUUAAUUGUGGUUUCUGGGCAGGACAAGGCUCUGGGCAUUGCUCAAGUCCAGGUUCUGGUCAUAAUUCUGGGCAUAACUCAAUAGGUGGUGAUAUGUCAGGACAGUUAUUUUGGCAAAACAGUAGAUGUAGCCCUGAGUGUUCUCCUAUACCUAGCCCCAGAAUGACAAGUCCUGGUCCCAGCUCCAGAAUACACAGUGGUGCUGUUACCCCUCUGCAUCCAAGAGCUGGAGGCACUAACAUAGAGUCACCUACAGGCCGGUCUGAUGACGGAAAGCAAAAAAGUCACCGGUUGCCCCUGCCGCCAAUAACAAUAUCUAAUACCUGUCCCUUUUCUCCUGCAUACUCAACUGCAACAUCUCCUUCAGUGCCCCGAAGUCCUAAUAGGGCAGAAAAUCCAUUAAGCCCUGGUUCACGUUGGAAGAAGGGUCGCCUGUUAGGGAGAGGCACAUUUGGACAUGUGUAUCUAGGGUUUAACAGUGAAAGUGGUGAGAUGUGUGCAAUGAAGGAGGUAACCUUGUUCGCUGAUGAUCCAAGAUCAAAGGAAAGCGCACAACAGCUGGGACAAGAAAUUGCACUGCUAAGUCGCUUACGACAUCCUAAUAUAGUACAAUAUUAUGGAUCUGAAACGGUGGAUGAUAAAUUGUAUAUAUACUUGGAGUAUGUUUCGGGUGGUUCCAUCUAUAAACUUCUUCAGGAGUACGGACAGUUUGGUGAAAUAGCCAUUCGUAAUUUUACUCAACAAAUCUUGUCUGGCCUCAAUUAUUUGCAUGCUAAAAACACUGUCCACAGAGACAUAAAAGGAGCUAAUAUACUUCUAGACCCCAGUGGCCGUGUCAAACUGGCUGAUUUUGGGAUGGCAAAGCAUAUUACUGGGCAGUCUUGUCCACUGUCAUUAAAGGGAAGCCCUUACUGGAUGGCACCUGAGGUGAUAAGGAAUUCAAAUGGUUGUAAUCUUGCUGUUGAUAUAUGGAGCCUUGGGUGUACAGUGUUGGAGAUGGCAACAGCAAAACCACCAUGGAGCCAAUAUGAGGGGGUCGCUGCCAUGUUUAAGAUUGGAAACAGCAAGGAGCUUCCUGCAUUUCCUGAUAAUUUGUCAGAUGAUGGAAAGGACUUCGUUAGGCAAUGCUUGCAACGGAACCCAUCACAUCGCCCUACAGCUGCUGAACUUUUGGAGCACCCUUUUGUGAAAAAUGCUGCUGCACUGGAGAAACCAAUUUUAACUGCUGAGCCCACAGAAGCAACAUCUGCAGUUAUGAAUGUAGGAAGAUCAAUGGGCAUUGGGCAUGCAAGAAACAUCGCAGGCUUUGAAUCAGAAGGGGUUGCUAUCCAUCAAUCUAGAGGCUCAAAAACUGGUGCAGGAUUGAGUGAUGUCCAUGCACCGAAGAAUGCGUCAUGUCCGGUUUCACCUAUUGAGAGCCCUCUUCUGAAUUCAAGGUCCCCACAACAUGUGAGCGGAAGGCUAUCUCCAUCUCCUAUAUCUAGCCCUCAUACUGCAUCUGGUUCAUCCACACCUCUUACUGGUGGUAGUGGUGCAAUCCCAUUUCAUCACCUAAUGCAGUCAGCAACUUACUUGCAAGAAAGCAUGGGAAUGAUCUCAAGGUCCCAAAACAUUUUGUAUACCAAUGGCAAUGAUCCAUAUCAUGAGCCCAAGCCUGAUUUAUUUCGAGGGAUGUCACAAGCCUCUCAUGUUUUUCGAGAGAGGAUUUCAUCAGAUAAUGGUGCCUCUGAAAACCAGUUUGGACGACCUGGCCAUGGGGACCCCAGGGAACUUUAUAAUGGGCAGCCUGUACUAGUUGAUCGUGUGUCUCAACAGCUCUUAAGGGAUCAUGUGAAGUUGAAGCCAUCCUUGGACCUGAAUCCAAGCUCGCCAAUGCUUGGUCGCACCAAUGGAAUCUAGCAUGCACUGGAAGCCUUGGUCUAAGAACAGUUUCCAGGCAUUGUAUAUGCCAUUGAGUGCUUCAUUCAUAUUUUUAUUAUAAUCAUGAGCCAAAAUAUUUCCAAUAUGUGCCUUAAAAGUAAAGGUAGACCUAGUGAAUAAGUUGGAUCCUAUGGAAGCUUGAAUGGCGGAAGAUAUUUUUGGAAGCAGAAUCUGAAUGCUUGGUUGCAGAGUUCAUACUGUAAAUAGCUUAUUGGACAUGUAAGGAGAGGAUAUGAAUAUUUGGCACUCGGCAGCACUCAAAUUAUUCCCUUGUAGUAACAGCUUUUUACCUGACAACUGUACGAUUUUACCUCAAGUCAUUAAUUCAGCAUCUUUUCCUGUCAGCUGUAAUGAUUCUGGUCGACGCACAAGUUCAUUUGGGAAUGAAGACUGCUUAAAUAGGAGAUGGCCAAUUCAUCAGCUCCUUGCAAUUGAGAACACAGCAUGCUGGUGUAAAGAACUGUAUAUCUUAUUCCACUUGAGACAGAGAGUUUCAAGAGCUAUUAUCAUUUCUGGACUCUGUUGCCUUUUCAUUUCUUUUCACUAUUUUUUGGGUGGAAGGAUGUUGGUGGGAGUUAAAAAACCUUGUACAGGAAGUUGGGAAUUAAGAAGUCCAGAUUAACGGUUCGAAUCUGCCAGGCUUGAUCUUUUUUUAUUAUUUUUCCCCCUUCUGUAUCAGUUUAUAGCAGGUCAAAAACAGAACUGUUGGCUGCACUGCUGAUAUUGUUGUAUCUACUUCAUACCUGCAACAAAUUGAAGAAAUCAAAUUUAACCUUUGUAUUUA